This is a messenger RNA of Paramecium pentaurelia, 975 nucleotides long. NCBI's taxonomy places the organism in Eukaryota, Ciliophora, Oligohymenophorea, Peniculida, Parameciidae. The record is from the annotation of a GenBank genome assembly.
AUGUUUAAAAUAAAGAGACUCUAAAAUUCAUUCGAAAGAAAGCUACAUGAGUUCUUUAUGAAUUGGAAAAAAAGUACUUAAAAUUUCAAAUAAUGGAAAUCGAAUUUAAAUUUUAUGUAUGAAUAUAAAUUUGGAUUAGAUUAGAUAAUUGAGUUAUGAAUAAGACUAGGAAGAAACUAGAAAUCUACUUAUUUAAUAAGAAUUAUAAGUUCAAUAAUCAAUAAGCAAAUUCAAAAUGUUGAAUCAUAAUAAAUGUGAUUAAUAUGAUUAACAAAGAAACUUUGCAAUUUUAUAAUCAGAAGUAGAACAAUUUGCUACUUGUAAUUUUCAAAUUCAUAUUAGUGGUUUUAAAAGGGGAAUUAAGAGAUAAAAUUAUUUUUAAUAACAGAAGAUCUGAACUUCUAAUGGAAAUAUAUUCUGCUUUGGAGGAAGUUUAAACUAGUUCUAAUAUAAUUUUCUUAGAAUAUAAGAUGUAAUAAUUAGAAGUAAAUUAAAAUUAACAAAAGAUAUUAGGUUUAGUUAAGGGAUAAUUAAGCAAUUAAUAUAUUGAUUAAAUUUGUAAAUUGUAUCAUCAUAAAGAAUUUUGGUUUGCUUUAGAACAAACUUAUAAUGAAAUGUUGAAAUAGAGAAUAUUCAAUAACAAUUUUUAGAAAAUAGCAAAAUGCUUAUACAUAAUCAAACCAAAUUGUUAGCUUUAUGAAAUAAUUAGGGAUUUGAAUGAUAAAAGUGAUGAUGAUUAAAUUGAAAAGACAGUAGAAUUUUAAUCGUAUUUUAUAGUUCCAUUAAAAGGCAAUAGAAAUAGCCAUUAAAGAAGGAUAUUAACAUUCAUUAAAGUUUCAUUUAGAAUAAUGUUUGUAUCAUAGUUGGAGUUUAGAACAAAAAGGUCAUUUAAUAGAAAGUUGUUUAAAAUUAUCUAAGUAAUUCUAAGAAAGAGAUCGAUUAUAUUAAGAACUUUAGGAUAUGAAAUAGUUGUGA